Molecule: messenger RNA, 2291 nt
Organism: Xyrichtys novacula (pearly razorfish)
Lineage: Eukaryota; Metazoa; Chordata; Actinopteri; Labriformes; Labridae
Source: the annotation of a GenBank genome assembly
ACAGUCGGGCAGAUAAAACAAUGAAGCGAUGAAGGGAUAAACAGUUGACAUCAUUGUUCCAGAAAGAUCAGCUUGUUGGCAGAGUCACUAUGUGAGUUUGCAUGAUGGGUUAUGGAGGGGAGAGGAAUGCAGAGGAUGGGAACAGAGUUAAGGCCCUGAUGGGAGGGCAAGGCCUAUAAAUUUGUUGCAGGAGAGCACAGCAGCACCCAUCAGAGACCAAGACAAACCAAGACACCACAGAUUAUUUUGGGUAUCUCAUCUGGAACCUGAUCAUGGAAAUUCCCAUCAAGUAUCCUUGGUACCGUUGGGCGUUCCCACAUCGUUUCUCUGACUUCUCCAUGGCUGAACCUCUUACUGACUGGCCACUUGUCUGGCCCGCUCCCUGGUCCUUCCCUUGGAGUCGCUCUUCGUUCUGGCGCUGGUUUAACUGGCCCGACAAUGGUCACAGUGAGGUAAAGCAAUUUUUACCAAUCAAAAUAUAUUCAGUGAUGCUGCUUUGUUAGAAUAUAUCUUUACAUAGUUAGUAUCUCAGUAAAUACAAAUAUUCAACACCAUAUUUCCUUCUCGGUAGCAAUGAAUUUUAAUAAGAUUGGUUAAAAAAUGGAAAAAGAAAACAAAUGCUGCCACUUGGCUGACUUUGAGUAACAUUAUACUCACAUGGAGCUCAUUGUAUUGCACACACCAAUACCCACAUCACUUUUAAGUCUGUCUCAUCAGCCAUGUACUGGUAUUGGCAUUGGAAUAGCACAAUUGAAGCUCCUACUUUAAUAAUGUAAUGAAACAGGCUGAAAACUGCCUUUCAAGACCCACAGCAGCAAAUGAAACCACAACCUUAAUGCUUAAAGAUUAAUAAGAAGUUACUGCCAGCAUCAUUAUUAUUUCAAGUAUGAGCAGUACACUAAGACAACAAUAACAAGCUAUUGUGUUUAAACCAAGCUGACCUCAAGCUGAAGGCAUGCAACCAAAUCUGUCAUCAUAAUGAAGAGCUCUUCUGUCUGUCUAGAUGCGUGUUGAAAAGGAUCGCUAUGUUAUUUAUCUGGAUGUGAAGCAUUUCUCGCCUGAUGAGCUGUCUGUCAGUGUCAGUGAGGAGUACAUCACAGUACAUGCCAAGCAUGAAGACAGACAGGUUAGAGAAACCUCUUCUAUAUUUAUACCUCAGGAAAAAGGUGCUACAGAAUGUGGUUAUGCAUAUCUGACAUGUGACCUAUUAUGCUUCCAGGAUGACCACGGCUUUGUGUCCAGAGAGUUUCAGAGAAAGUACAGGCUUCCUGCUGGAGCAACAGGUGCUGAAGUCACCUCCAGCCUGUCUGCUGAUGGUGUGCUCACCAUCACUGCACCCAGGUCAUCUCCUGGCCCUGAGCGCACUAUUCCUAUUUCCUGUGAAGAUGGAUCAGCCAAACAGAAAAUGUAGAACAGAGGCUGACACUGACCACUAACAACAAGUCCUGUCUGUUUUUAAAUGUAACCUGUUCUAGUUUUCUUGGCAGUGCGAUGGGCAUACUGAUGUGGAUGUCAAUAUGUGCAAGGGCCUUCCAAAGAAAAUUCCUUAUUGACUCUGCAAAACAAUGAUGCGUUGAACCAAAUACUUGAAGUUUAACCAAUUUAUUGGUCUAUUUAACAACAAAGGGUGAGAUAUAAUUUUAUUUUGAAAAUGUUUCCAAAUUUUCAAUGAGGUCAUGCAGUUAAAUAACAAAAAUGUAAACAUUUGUUGACUGGGCAUAAGCUAGCUUACAGUGUUAAGUAAUUUUACAAUGCCAAUCAGACUAAUUCUACUUCAAAUUGUUCUCUGAAGAUCAAACCAGGUUUAAAAUGGUUAAACUGAGUUGUAUCUGUUGCAUACACUAAUGUCUGAGUGCAUCAACGUGAGAAGCCAGAAGUGCUGUCGUUCAGUCUCUGAGAAUAGUUUCUGUAUGUGUGAAAAGGAGAAACUUUCUGGAGGCAAACACUGAUAUUAUUAGUUUGUUCAUUUGUGAAAAAGCCACCAAAGGACAUGGGACCAGGUGUGUACUCGCUGCGAAUGGUAAAGAGGGUGAGUGUCGGAGGGAAACAUGGUUUGUGAAGAAGGAACUGUGGUUUUGGGUCACAUUAUAGCUUUAAAACAUGGGCUCCUAUGGUUUGGAUGGGAUGGGCUCUGAGCUGCUAAGAAAAUUGCGCAUGUCAUGUGUGAGAGUGAAUGCAUUUGUGCUUGUAGAGGCAACCAUUACAGCUCUAUCAUUCCUUUACUAGCAACAACACUUUUAACACAACAACCCUUUUAACAAAUAGAAUAAAUGUUGAAACUCAGUCAUCAA